Molecule: messenger RNA, 1500 nt
Organism: Caenorhabditis briggsae
Lineage: Eukaryota; Metazoa; Nematoda; Chromadorea; Rhabditida; Rhabditidae
Gene: Cbr-sul-3
Product: Protein CBR-SUL-3
Exons: 13
Coding region: 1-1500 (499 amino acids)
Source: RefSeq, a predicted model, not a curated record
AUGAAGCGGACGACGCUCCCUAUUUUUCUGCUAUUACUUUUACACUACUAUGGGAUCGCCGACGUAGAUGGACAAACGGCAACACAGAAGCCUAAUGUGUUGUUUAUUAUGGCUGAUGACCUAGGUUUCAAUGAUCUCGAUUGGAAAGAUAGCACACUACACACUCCAAAUCUUCGUAACCUGGCGUUCCACAAAAACACGGCACUCAUGACAAACUCUUACGUUAAUCAAUUAUGCACACCAACCCGAAGCGCUUUCAUGACGGGUUACUACCCAUUUCGGGUCGGCACUCAGGCUGGAGUAUUUCUACAUAUGGAACCAGCUGGGGUACCUACAAUGUUUCCAUUCUUAUCUGAGAAUAUGAGACAACUGGAUUAUUCGACUUAUUUGGUUGGGAAAUGGCAUUUAGGAUAUUGCAAAAAGGAAUUUCUGCCAACGAAUAGAGGGUUUGACUAUUUUUAUGGUUUUUAUGGACCACAAACGGGAUAUUUCAAUCACUCAGCAGACCAAUAUCAUCGCGAACUGAAAAGAGUCGUCAAGGGAUUAGACUUGUUUGAAGAAGUUGGGAAUGGCAAGAGUGUUCCAGAUUUUUCACAGAAUGGUGUUUAUUCAACGCGUUCUAGACAAUCACAACUCUACCAAGCCUUUCUUCAUGUUUUUAUCCUAUCAAGCAGUACACCCACCACUUCAAGUGAGUCACACGUCAGCACAAUAUAUCCAGAUCAAAUAAACACCAAAAUAGCAACGAAUCUAAUUUUAAAGGUGCCGCGCUCCUACGACAAGUAUUGCACACGAGUCAAGAAUCGCUAUCGUCGGAUUUAUUGCGGCAUGUUGACAGCAAUGGAUUUUGCAAUCGGAAGACUGGUGGAAUAUUUAAAAGCUGCUAAUUUGUACGAAAACACUGUGAUCGUGUUUACCAGUGAUAAUGGAGGAACUUCAAAUUUCGGCGCAUCAAAUGCUCCACUUCGUGGAGAAAAGGACACUAUAUGGGAGGGUGGUACAAAAACAACCACUUUUGUGCAUUCACCAAUGUAUGUGGAAGAAGGUGGCAAUAGAGAAAUGAUGUUUCAUGUUGUUGAUUGGCACGCAACGAUUCUAUCCAUCACUGGUUUGGAAGUUGAUUCAUAUGGCGAUGGUAUCAAUCAGUGGGAGUACAUAAGAACGAAUCGUCCCAAAUUUCGUCGCUUCCAAUUUGUUUACAACAUUGCCGAUCACGGCUCUGCAAUACGCGAUGGUGAUUAUAAACUGAUAGUUGGAAAUGUCGAUCGAAAGAUGUCAAAGGACAAGAAUAGGACACGAUUGUUCAGGAUCUCAACAGACCCGACUGAAUCAAAGGAUAUUUCCAGAAACAAUCCAAAAAUUGUUCGAAGACUUCUCUCGAAACUUGAUCAGCUGAAAAAGUUCCUCCACAAAAAUGUCCGGAAACCGCUGAGUUUAUCCGGCAGUCCAGAGCGAUUCAACGGAAGUUAUUCCAGUUUUUGGUGUGAUGGUCAAGCUUGA